Molecule: messenger RNA, 1186 nt
Organism: Anguilla anguilla (European eel)
Lineage: Eukaryota; Metazoa; Chordata; Actinopteri; Anguilliformes; Anguillidae
Product: claudin-like protein ZF-A89
Exons: 1
Coding region: 67-699 (210 amino acids)
Biological process (GO): cell adhesion; bicellular tight junction assembly
Cellular component (GO): plasma membrane; bicellular tight junction
Molecular function (GO): structural molecule activity
Source: RefSeq, a predicted model, not a curated record
AAAAGAUUCUUCGUUCGAAGCAAUUCGGUUUAAGAGACGAACGUAAGCUCCGCGGACCGGACUGUGAUGGCAUCCACGGGGCUGCAGAUAUUGGGCAUUGCGCUGGCUGUGAUCGGAUGGCUUGGGGACAUUAUAAUAUGCAUACUGCCCAUGUGGAGGGUGACCGCAUUUAUCGGCAACAACAUCGUAACGGCUCAGAUUAUCUGGGAAGGUCUAUGGAUGACCUGUGUAGUACAGAGCACGGGCCAGAUGCAGUGCAAGGUGUACGACUCGAUGCUGGCUCUGCCUCAGGACCUGCAGGCAGCUCGCGCACUGGUCGUCAUUUCUGUACUUGUGGCUGUCUUCGGAAUUCUAUUGUCAGUCGUCGGGGGCAAGUGUACUAAUUGCAUUGAAGACGAAUCUGCCAAGGCUAAAGUUGCUAUUGCCUCUGGGGUCUUCUUCAUCAUGGGUGGAGUCCUCUGCCUGAUAACUGUCUGCUGGUCCGCAAACACCAUUAUUCGAGACUUCUACAACCCCUUGGUCACCGACGCACAGAGAAGAGAACUCGGUGCUGCGCUCUACAUUGGUUGGGGAGCCGCGGGAUUGCUUCUUCUAGGAGGAGGGAUUCUUUGCUGCCAGUGUCCGCCGAAAGAAGAUCGCCCAUACACAGCCAAAUAUUCUUCUGCUAAGUCUGCCGGUAGCGCAAAGGACUAUGUAUAAAUUGUUCUUGGACUCUUCAGGCCUUCAUCUUUCUUUUAGUAUUACUGAUUGCUCUGUUUCCUGCUGUUUCCACUCAAAUUUUGCUGUUUACUGUUACAGCGAAGUAUUAUUUUAUAACACUUUAUUUUUAAAUGAAUGUAUUAUUUGCCAGUUGACUUCUUUUUAUGUAAAUUAGCAUACUGUGUCAUUCUAAUUCCACAUUUAAGCCCAUAGAAACAAACCUUGCUGUUUAAAGUUUCAGGGAUUGCAAACAGACAUUCUUUUGUAUGUGUCGGUUAUCUAUUCUGUAGCCGUUUUACAGGUUAUUUCAUUCAGCACUUUUAGUCUUUUCCUGUAUUUUAAGUAGAACAUUAAGAUGCAAAAGAUAACAUACUUUAAACAAUCAGUAAAUGUAGUCACUAAGCUAAGCGCACUUGACGUUUUAACAUAAAAUGUUUUAACAUACCUUUGUAAACAUUACAAAAAUAAAGCUAUUUGUAUAAACUGA